AUGACUAAUCAAACAGAUCUUAUCGAAAAGGCAAAAAAAUUAUGUGCAUAUGCAGCAGUCGAUUCGAACCUAGAUAUUAACAAGGACAAAGUUAUAGGUAUCGGAUCUGGUUCCACAGUCGUGUAUGUUGCUGAGCGAGUUGGACAACUUGCUAAGAACUCAGGAGUGGUGUGUGUCCCUACUGGUUUCCAGUCAAAACAACUCAUUAUAGAGAAUGGUCUCCGUUUGGGAACUUUAGAGGAAUAUCCAGAGAUUGAUGUCGCAUUCGAUGGGGCGGACGAGAUCGACUCAAGUUUAAAUUGUAUUAAAGGUGGAGGAGGGUGUCUUUUGCAAGAAAAACUUGUCGCUGAUAGUGCAAAAAGAUUCAUUCUUGUAGCGGACGACCGGAAAAAUACAGGUAUAUUAGGUCGUCAUUGGACUCAGGGUGUGCCGAUUGAAGUUAUCCCAACUGCAUAUACAAAAAUUCUUCGACAGCUAAAACAGAUUGGUGGAAAACCAACGGUGCGACUUGGUGGAAAGGCUAAGGCCGGUCCUGUUAUCACUGAUAACGGUAACUUUAUCAUUGAUUGUGAUUUCAGGGAGGUUCCGGCUGAAAAACUUGAGGCUUUGAAUGAUAAGCUUAUCAGAAUGGUUGGAAUUGUUGAAACGGGUUAUUUCGUUGGAAUAGCGAAGAAAGCAUACAUUGGAAAAAGCGAUGGCACUGUUUCAACACUGGAUGUAUAA
This is a messenger RNA of Brettanomyces bruxellensis, 723 nucleotides long. RefSeq lists its product as uncharacterized. The record is from RefSeq and is a predicted model, not a curated record. The coding region runs from base 1 to 723 and encodes 240 amino acids. Gene Ontology annotation, biological process: pentose-phosphate shunt, non-oxidative branch; D-ribose metabolic process. NCBI's taxonomy places the organism in Eukaryota, Fungi, Ascomycota, Pichiomycetes, Pichiales, Pichiaceae. The transcript has a single exon. Gene Ontology annotation, cellular component: intracellular membrane-bounded organelle. Gene Ontology annotation, molecular function: ribose-5-phosphate isomerase activity.